Messenger RNA from Naegleria lovaniensis, 342 nucleotides. RefSeq lists its product as uncharacterized. The record is from RefSeq and is a predicted model, not a curated record. The coding region runs from base 1 to 342 and encodes 113 amino acids. NCBI's taxonomy places the organism in Eukaryota, Heterolobosea, Eutetramitea, Acrasida, Naegleriidae. The transcript has a single exon.
AUGUUGAAUGAGAUGAAAAAUCUUAAACAAACGGUUUCAAGCCCUGAGAACACUGUGCUAGUGUUGCAAGAAGAAAAUAGAGGCCACAAAAUCACUAUUUCAAACCUCGAGAACGAAAACAGAAACCUCAAGAACCGUCUUUCCAACCUAGAAGAUGAAAUACAAGAAAGCAAUGAACUGAACGAGGUUGAUAUUGACUAUUUAGAAGAUAAAACAACAGCGUUACAUGCCGUUGCUGUCAAGUUAAUGAUUAGUUCCUUUGAAGGUGAUAGCCGCUUCCUCCAAUAUGCAAACCUUGUUCAAGAUAUUCUGCAACCAGACAAUGAUACAAAGAUUGGAUAA